Messenger RNA from Staurois parvus, 3417 nucleotides. Lineage: Eukaryota; Metazoa; Chordata; Amphibia; Anura; Ranidae. The record is from the annotation of a GenBank genome assembly.
AUGGACCAUCGGAUUCCUCGUAUCCUGAGGACCCUCCGAUUGUGCGGGACCGGGCUGGCCUUCCAACAGGGAAGAGCUUCUCUUGUACUGAGUGUGGGAAGUGCUUUUCAAACACAUCCAAUUUCUACAGACAUCAAAGAUCUCACACUGCAGAGAAGCCACAUUCUUGUUCUGAGUGUGGGAAAUGUUUUUCAGAGAAGUCCAAUCUUUACAAACAUCAGAGACUGCACACGGGGGAAAAAACCAUAUGCCUGUUCUGAGUGCGGGAAAUGUUUUUCAAACACAUCCAAUUUCUACAGACAUCAGAGAUCUCACACGUUAGAAAAGCAGUAUUCCUGUCCGGAAUGCGGGAAAUGUUUUUCACAGAAGUCCCAUCUUUAUUAUCAUCAGAGAUUGCACACGGGGGAAAAGCCUUAUGCCUGUCCUGAGUGUGGGAAAUGUUUUUCAAUGAAGUCCAGUCUUGAUACACAUCAAAGACUGCACACGGGUGAGAAACCGUAUUCUUGUCCUGAGUGUGGGAAAUGUUUUUCAGUGAAAUCUAACCUUUACACACAUCAGAGACUGCACAAAGGUGAGAAGCCGUAUUCCUGUCCUGAGUGCGGGAAAUGUUUUUCAAAGACGUCUAAUCUUCACAGACAUCAGAGAUCGCACACGGGGGAGAAGCCACGUUCCUGUCCUGAGUGCGGGAAAUGUUUCAGUGUUAAAUCUAUUCUUAUUGAGCAUAAAAGAUCUCACACAGGGGAGAAGCCAUAUUCCUGUACUGACUGCGGAAAACGUUUCCAUUUUAAAUCUGCUCUUCAUGUACAUAAAAGAUCUCACACAGGGGAGAAGCCAUAUUCCUGUCCUGAGUGUGGGAAAUGUUUUUCUCAAAAGUCCCAUCUUUACACACAUCAGAGAUCUCACACGGGGGAAAAGCCGUAUUCCUGUCCUGAGUGCGGAAAACGUUUUUCACAGAGUUCCAGUCUUUCCAUACAUCAGAAAUUGCACACGGGGGAGAAUCUGUUUUCCUGCCAUAUGUGUGGGAAAUGUUUUUCAAGGAAGUCCUAUCUUUCCAUACAUCAGAGAUCACACUCAGGGGAGAAGCCGUAUUUCUGCUUUGUGUGCGGGAAAUGUUUCACCUCUAAAUCCGGUCUUAAUGUGCAUAAAAGAUCUCACACGGGGGAGAAGCCGUAUUCCUGUACUGAGUGCGGGAAAUGUUUCCAAUCUAAAUCCGGUCUUGAUGUGCAUAAAAGAUCUCACACAGGGGAGAAGCCAUAUUCCUGUUCUGAGUGCGAUCAGAGAUCUCACACGGGGGAGAAGCCGUAUUCCUGUCCUGAGUGCGGGAAAUGUUUUAGUUUGAAUUCCCAUCUCAUUUCACAUUUAAGAUCUCACAUAGGUGAGAAGCCACAUCCCUGCUUUGAGUGCGGGAAAUGUUUUGUAACAAAAUCGCAGCUUGUCAGACAUCAUAGAACCCACACAGGAGAGAAGCCUCAUUCCUGUCCUGAGUGCGGGAAAUGUUUUUCAGUAAAGAUGAAUCUUAUCGAACAUCAGAAAACUCACACCGGGGAGAAGCCUCAUUCCUGUCCUGACUGUGGGAAAUGUUUUUUACGGAAGUCCAGUCUUUACAUACAUCAGAGAUCUCACACGGGGGAGAAGCCGUAUUCCUGUCUUGAGUGCGGGAAAUGUUUUUCAGCGAGGUCCAGUCUUUACAUACAUCAGAGAUCUCACACGGGGGAGAAGCCGUAUUCCUGUCUUGAGUGCGGAAAAUGUUUUUCAGCGAGGUCCAGUCUUUACAUACAUCAGAGAUCUCACACGGGGGAGAAGCCACGUUCCUGUCCUGAGUGCGGGAAAUGUUUUUCAGACAAGUCCACUCAAAAGAGACAUCAGAGAUUACACACGGGUGAGAAGCCGUAUUCCUGUCCUGAGUGCGGGAAAUGUUUUUCAAGGAAAUCACAUCUUUCCAGACAUCAGAAAUCGCACACAGGGAAGAAGCCGUAUUCCUGUCCUGAGUGCGGGAAAUGUUUUUCAGAGAAGUCCCAUCUUUCCAGACAUCAGAGAUCUCACACGGGGGAAAAACCGUUUUCCUGUUCUGAGUGCGGGAAAUGUUUUUCAGAUAGGUCUGUUUAUUAUUAUCAUCAGAGAUCGCACACGGGUGAGAAACCAUUUUUCUGCUCUGAGUGCGGGAAAUGUUUCGCUAGAAAAGCACAUCUAGUUACACAUCAGAGGUUUCACACGGGAGAAAAACCGUAUUCCUGUUCUAAGUGCGGGAAAUGUUUUUCAGUUAAGUCCCAUCUUAACACACAUCAGAGGCUGCACACGGGAGAGAAGCCGCAUUCCUGUCCUGAGUGCAGGAAAUGUUUUUCACAGAAAGCCAAUCUGUACAAACAUCAGAGAUCUCACACGGGGGAGAAGCCGUUUUCUUGUUCUGAGUGCGGGAAAUGUUUUUCACAGAAGCCACAUCUUUACAAACAUCAGAGAUCUCACACGGGGGAGAAGCCACUUUCCUGCCCUGAGUGCAGAAAAUGUUUUUCAGAUAAGUACACUCUGCAUUAUCAUCAAAGAUCGCACACGGGGGAGAAACCAUAUUCCUGUCUGGAGUGCGGGAAAUGUUUUUCAUUCCAGUCCAGUCUUUGCAGACAUCAGAGACUGCACACAGGGAGAAAGAGCUUCUCCUGUACUGAGUGCGGGAAAUGUUUCCAAUCUAAAUCCAGUCUUAAUACGCAUAAAAGGUCUCACACGGGGGAGAAGCCGUAUUCCUGUACUGAGUGCGGGAAAUGUUUCAGUGUUAAAUCCAGUCUUAAUGAUCAUCGGAGAUCUCACACGGGGAAGAAGGCACAUUCCUGCCCUGAGUGCGGGAAAUGUUUUAAUUUUAAUUCCAGUCUCAUUACGCAUUUAAGAUCUCACACAGGUGAGAAGCCACAUCCCUGCUUUGAGUGCGGGAAAUGGUUUGUAACAAAAUCGCAGCUUGUCAGUCAUCAUAGAACCCACACAGGAGAGAAGCCUCAUUCCUGUCCUGAGUGCGGGAAAUGUUUUUCAACUAAAUCCCAUCUUAAUGUGCAUAAAAGAUCUCAUACGGGGGAGAAGCCAUAUUCCUGUACUGAGUGCGGGAAAUGUUUUUUGGCUAAGUCUAGUCUUUUCACACAUCAGAGAUCUCACACAGGGGAGAAGCCAUAUUCCUGUCCUGAGUGCGAGAAAUGUUUUUCACGAAUGGUCAGUCUUGUCACACAUCAGAGAUCUCACACGGGGGAGAAGCCUUAUUCCUGUCCUGAGUGCGGGAAAUGUUUCCCUUUAAAAUCCAGUCUAAAUGUGCAUAAAAUAUCUCACACGACGGAGAAGCCGUAUUCCUGUCCUGAGUGCGGGAAAUGUUUCCAUUUAAAAUACAGUCUUAAUGUGCAUAAAAGAUCUCACACGGGGGGAGAAGCCGUAUUCCUGUUCUGA